CCCCCCGCGGUGGCGCCAUCUUCCCCGGCCACGGGAGGGGUCACAGUACUUGGGAACGCUGUGCGGUGUCGCCGGCCGGACCGCCCGGGGAAAGGUGCGCGUCCCGAGGGACCAUGGAGCCGGGGCCGCGCCCCGCCGGCAGCAGCUGCGGCAGCCCCGCCGGCCUCUCCCGGGAGUACAAGCUGGUGAUGCUGGGCGCCGGCGGCGUGGGGAAAAGCGCCAUGACCAUGCAGUUCAUCAGCCACCGAUUUCCGGAAGAUCACGACCCCACCAUUGAAGAUGCGUAUAAAAUCCGGAUCCGUAUUGAUGAUGAGCCUGCCAACCUGGACAUUUUGGAUACGGCUGGACAGGCAGAGUUUACAGCCAUGCGGGAUCAGUAUAUGAGGGCAGGAGAAGGGUUUAUCAUCUGUUACUCUAUCACCGAUCGUCGAAGUUUCCAUGAAGUUCGGGAAUUUAAGCAGCUUAUUUACAGAGUUCGACGCACUGAUGAUACACCUGUGGUUCUGGUGGGAAACAAGUCUGACCUAAAGCAGCUAAGACAGGUCACCAAGGAAGAAGGACUGGCUUUGGCGCGAGAAUUCAGCUGUCCCUUUUUUGAGACGUCUGCUGCAUACCGCUACUACAUUGAUGAUGUGUUCCAUGCCCUUGUACGGGAGAUACGUAGGAAAGAGAAGGAGGCAGUGCUGGCCAUGGAGAAAAAGUCUAAACCCAAAACCAGUGUAUGGAAGCGGCUGAAAUCACCAUUCCGGAAGAAGAAGGACUCCGUAACUUGAAGGGAGGAUGUGCGUGUUCGCCUGUGAACCGCAGGGUUUACUCUGAGCAACCCAGUGGCCUGCACGAGUGAGCAUGGCGCUUGCUCCUUCUCCUGUCGUGACCGUUCCUCUAAAUGUAACUGAUGAAGGGGGUAUGCCUAGUGGGAGUCUUCAGUGACAUGGUGUUUAGAAUACUGUCUUUUUAGCUAAUUCUGAUUUAUUAACCCAGUGGAGCACUGUCUACUUGUAAAUUGUCACAUUAGAAUCUGAUCUACCAAUGUUUUGGGUUCUGUUCCUGGUAUUAGUUAAUUAAUGUCGAUUGUUUCCACCCUGGGGGAGUUUGUAUACCAUGUGUGUUUUACGAAACCCACAGGAGGAAUUUUCUGCUAUGCAUUACUCUGUGUCCUUUUCAAUUUGGGUUCCCUGAGACCUUCCCAGGGAAGGGCCUCACUUUCUUCUAUUCACAGGUGCUUCCUGGACACACAGCGAAAACCACAGAAAACCAGGUUCAGGGCAUUGCUGUGGAGCUGCCUCCUGUCACAGAUUAGGGGUUUAUGAGCUCGGGGACGCCAGGCCGUGGAGUGGGGCGGGCGGGACUCCACGUAGGACCAUGUUCCCAGUGCAAGCCUGGCUUUCCUAGAAAGUGCACAUUCAACCCAAAUGCACUGAGCUAGGUGAGGAUAAGCAGAAGCGAGUGAAAUGUAGGAGAGUUUCUUCUAUGAAGUUAUUUUGUUCUUGCUCUCAGGAUUUAGCUUUUCCUUAGCUUCCAAGGCCUAUGCUUUGGGAGCCAUUACUGGAUUACUAAACUCUUUGUUUAGACCCUUAGUUGGGACAGCCAUGGCCUUGUGCAGGUUUAUUUUUUUCCCCAGAGAUGCGCACACCAGUACAUUUACAUUAGUGCUUCCCUGUGCUGUCUAGCAGAGCUAGGCCUGGGGGAACGUUCUCUAGGUCCUUCAUCAGACUGACUGCAUUGUCCAUAUGGAAGAGACAUCGGGAGUUAGAGUAAAACCAUGUAUGUGCCUUCUCAACACAGACAAUCACUAGACUCCGUGCUCAGAGAAGAGAAGCCUGGGCGUCUUCUGUGCUAACGAGCCAAGCACGAAGUUUUAGAACUCCUGUGUGUUGAGUUUCUCAUUGAAGAUUUCUUUGCAGGGACCUUGGGGAGUUCACUGCACAGGGCUGCCUGAGCCUUGACAAAACUUAGCCUAAGAGAAUACCACCUCGAUAUUUGUGCAUAGCUGGGGAGCUAGUGUCCUGGGAGAGGGCACGGCUUCACGUAUGGGUGGUGCAUUCGCUCUUCUAGAAUCAGGAUUGUUUGGAUAUCUGGACUUAACUCUUUGUGGAGGUUAGGUGCAGAAGUGCAAAGAAUAAUGUGGCACAGAUUGAACAUUAAACGUCACGGGCAGAGUUUGUGACCAUCUUAACCCCGAAACACGCGACUGCAGCGCCAUUUAGAAAGUGUGCCCCUCGACUUACUGUUCUCCACUUUACUGACAGGCAGAAGGAUAGGCUUAUUGUGUUUUUUUCCUCAUACUCCAUGCGAUGUCUGUUCCAGGUAUUUAAAGGUGAUGGUUGUGCCUUUUUUUAGCUAGGUCGUGGUCCCUUUUGAAACCAAAUAAAUCACGUUUUAUGGUACUCAAGCCAUCCAAUAGUGAAAGACCCAGAAUUUGAAUCUUUGCAGGACAGAAAUCUGAUAGGAACCAUAUAGCACUUUAGAGAAGCAUGAAGGUAGAAAGAAAUGCAGUGCAAUUCUGUUUUAACAGUAUUUCACCACAUUUAAAUUAGCUUAGAGCCUUUUACAUGUAGUGCCUUAGUUUCUCAUUACUAAUGACCUAGGGAAUUGUAAUUAGCGUCAAGCAAGAACUUGACAGCUGUAUAAUCAUUCAGGACAUUCAAGGCGGCAGAGAAGAUUGCCAGAAAGAUCCAUAAGUUGGGGGAAUUUGUAUUGUAUAUAAGAAAAAUAACAAAUUUGUGUUUUUAAGACUGUCACUGUCCUGUAUUUGGUCAUUGGAUUAAUUAGCCCAUUAGUAUUGAGAAUUCUAUUCAUGGUGCUAAAUAGUUUGAGGGGGUAUAAUGUGUGUAGGUAACAGCUCUAGUCUUAGUGAUCAUAACUGUAUGUAAUUUUAUAAGCUCUGAAGAGUCAGGUUUAUCCAAUUUGAGGGCAUUAAAAUCCAUUACUGCCUGGAACUUUGAAGAGAAACAUUCAGGGACACAUUUGAAAGCACUGGGACUGUUGAUGCCUGCGCCCGAUUGUUAAUUUAGAAAAUUUAGAGUGAGCUGUUAGAAUUCAGGAGGGGAUAUGUUUAAUUUUAUUAAAUUUUAGCAAGAAUUGGUCUGUGAUGUUUGGGGGAGGGAGAAGGAAGAGCAGUCUUUCACUUAACGCAUGUGUAUGUGAAGACAGUUUAUAUGACACAAUACAGAACUUUUAAACAA
Zalophus californianus (California sea lion) is the source of this 3185-nucleotide messenger RNA. RefSeq names its product Ras like without CAAX 1 (gene RIT1). Gene Ontology annotation, molecular function: calmodulin binding; GTP binding; GTPase activity. The coding region runs from base 114 to 773 and encodes 219 amino acids. The transcript is spliced from 7 exons. Gene Ontology annotation, cellular component: plasma membrane. The record is from RefSeq and is a predicted model, not a curated record. NCBI's taxonomy places the organism in Eukaryota, Metazoa, Chordata, Mammalia, Carnivora, Otariidae. Gene Ontology annotation, biological process: Ras protein signal transduction.